CUUUUCUAUAACCUUCGACUGAACAAAUAAAGACCCGCCACCAGACUUGAAUCCCAACUUCUUCUUUUCCUUCAUCUUCCUUUCCUUUAGGACCAUUCAACAGCAAAGGGGACAACACCCAGCACACCCCACCACCAAUAGACAUUCUCCUCUUGCCUGCUCUUUUGAAGGGACACUGGUACAUCUUUCCGACGACAUUUCCACCACAUCCUCCCCCUCACACACACCAUGGCCGGUCCACGGUCAAGAGCGGGCUCGUCCCGAUCAACAUGGUCGAUCGCCUUCUAUCUUCUCGUGGUCCUCGUUGCUGGCUUGAUGUUCUCAACUGCGAAAGCAGAUGAUCAAGAACCUCUCAAGGAUACCAGCGUCACAGGACCUGUCAUCGGUAUCGAUUUGGGCACAACCUACUCAUGUGUGGGUGUCAUGAAGAAUGGCAGAGUAGAAAUCAUGGUCAACGACCAAGGUAACCGUAUCACACCAUCAUGGGUCGCUUUCACCGACGAGGAGCGCCUGGUCGGAGACGCCGCCAAGAACCAGUUCGCUGCCAACCCACACAGGACAGUAUUCGAUAUCAAACGUCUUAUCGGUAGGAAAUUCGCCGAGAAGGAACUCCAAACCGACAUCAAGCACUUUCCUUUUAAAGUUAUCAACAAAAAUGGACAACCUAGGGUCGAUGUUGAGGUACAAGGCGAACAGAAGACAUUCACGCCUGAGGAGAUCAGCGCUAUGGUUUUGGGCAAGAUGAAAGAGGUGGCAGAAAGCUACCUCGGUGAGAAGGUCACAAACGCUGUCGUCACUGUCCCAGCUUACUUCAACGAUGCUCAAAGAGCUGCUACUAAGGACGCCGGUACAAUCGCUGGCCUGAAUGUGUUGCGUGUAGUGAACGAACCUACCGCUGCCGCCCUGGCAUACGGUCUAGAUAAGACUGAUAAGGACGAGCGCCAGGUCAUCGUUUACGAUCUCGGUGGUGGUACCUUCGAUGUCUCCAUUCUCACCAUUGACAAUGGUGUCUUCGAAGUCCAAGCUACUGCUGGUGAUACGCAUCUUGGUGGUGAGGAUUUCGACCAGCGUGUUAUCAACUACUUCACGAAGAAGUACAACAAGGAGAAGAAUGUCGAUAUCACCAAGGAUGCUAAGACUAUGGGUAAACUCAAGCGUGAAGUCGAGAAGGCGAAGCGUACACUUUCCUCCCAAAAGACCACCAAGAUCGAAAUCGAGAGCUUCCACAAGGGCGAGGAUUUCUCCGAGACUCUCACUCGUGCUAAGUUCGAAGAGCUUAACAAUGAUCUUUUCAAGAAGACUCUUAAGCCCGUUGAGCAGGUGCUCAAGGACGCUAAGAUGAAGAAGAGCGACAUUGACGACAUUGUUCUUGUCGGUGGUUCCACUCGUAUCCCCAAGGUGCAGCAGAUGCUCGAAGACUUUUUCGGCAAGAAGGCCAGGAAGGACGUCAACCCUGACGAGGCUGUCGCUUACGGCGCUGCGGUCCAGGGAGGUGUUCUUUCUGGAGACGAGCAGACUUCCGGUGUCGUUCUGAUGGACGUUAACCCAUUGACACUUGGUAUCGAGACUACCGGGGGUGUCAUGACUCAAUUGAUCAAGCGUGGUACAACCAUCCCUACCAAGAAGAGUCAAAUUUUCUCGACCGCCGCGGACAACCAGCCCGUGGUCUUGAUUCAGGUCUUCGAAGGUGAACGUUCCAUGACCAAGGACAACAACAACUUGGGCAAAUUUGAACUCACGAACAUUCCACCUGCGCCCCGUGGCGUUCCCCAAAUCGAAGUCACGUUUGAGCUUGACGCCAACGGUAUACUUCGUGUUUCGGCAGCCGACAAAGGUACCGGGAAAUCCGAGUCCAUCACCAUCACCAACGACAAAGGCCGUCUCACAGCUGAGGAAAUUGAACGCAUGGUUGAAGAAGCAGAGAAAUAUGCCGAUGAAGAUAAGGCAACUCGCGAGAGGAUCGAAUCACGAAACGGACUCGAGAACUAUGCGUACAGCCUGAAGAACCAGGUCAAUGAUGAAGAGGGACUUGGCGGCAAGAUCGAUGAAGAUGAUAAGGAAGCGCUCAUUGAGGCUGUUAAAGAAACGCAGGACUGGCUCGAUGAGAACGCAGCAUCAGCUACUGCGGAAGAGUUUGAUGAGCAGAAGGAGAAGCUCAGCAAUGUGGCGUAUCCCAUCACCAGCAAACUCUACGGAGGUGCUGGUCCUGGUGAGGACGACGAUGAGCCCGGUGACCACGACGAGCUGUAA
This is a messenger RNA of Pseudovirgaria hyperparasitica, 2250 nucleotides long. Its product is annotated as heat shock protein 70. The record is from RefSeq and is a predicted model, not a curated record. Gene Ontology annotation, cellular component: nucleus; cytoplasm; endoplasmic reticulum lumen. The coding region runs from base 229 to 2250 and encodes 673 amino acids. Gene Ontology annotation, molecular function: ATP-dependent protein folding chaperone; ATP hydrolysis activity; misfolded protein binding. NCBI's taxonomy places the organism in Eukaryota, Fungi, Ascomycota, Dothideomycetes, Acrospermales, Acrospermaceae. Gene Ontology annotation, biological process: protein refolding; cellular response to unfolded protein; endoplasmic reticulum unfolded protein response. The transcript is spliced from 4 exons.